AUGCCCAUAUCGGCAUUGUUCAAUGGUUUUCCUUCUAGACGAACUCUGGAGGCUAAUAGCGAACGUAAUCACAGGAUUACGGAUAGUUGGUGUCAAAAGCCUCUGCGUGUACCUCCACAGAGAGAGAGUCCGACAGUUCGUAGAGGUGUUGCCAUCAAAUCUGAAGAACCGCAAAAGUUCUCUCCUGCAUUACUAAAAAGCUUGUUCGAGAAUACUGCCACUGAACUUUUGACAGAACUGAAGAUCUGUGACCUAAACUUAGAGGAUGACGAUGUAGAAUGGGGCACUGAGUUUUCAACUGUGAAGAAGAUCGACGCAUCCGAAAAUAUGUUGUCGUUAUACAGCUUUUAUCAAUUUCCCAAACUGAUGGACCUCAACUUAGCAUUGAACCACAUGUAUAGUAUACCACAGAUGAGUGGAAAACUGACGAACUUGAAAUGUUUGGAUCUCUCCUACAAUUUCAUCAACGGACCAGAGGCAAUUGAACGGCUCGGUGUGUUACCAAACUUGGUUCAGUUGUCAUUGACGGGUAACGGAUUGACAAAAUUAUCAGACAAGAUGACCAUACAGAGCACAGACGAGAAGGGGGAAUGUACAUAUCGAUUUGCAAGAUUAGAAGUUCUCCAUUUGGAUGACAACAUGCUUUCUGGAGUGGAGGAUUUCGCAACCUUGGCCACACUGCCCAGACCACUCAUCACCCGAUCCCCCCCCCUCACACGCCCCCCCUCCCCCCCCCCCCUACCCCCACCGGAGUCCCCCCCUCCCCACUUAGCCCUCUCACCUCCCCACCCAACGCCCCAGGCCCCACCCCCACCCCGCCCUCCUAACCCCCCCCCGCCCACCCCCCCACCACACCCCUCCCCUAAUUUGCUCUACCCAUAA
Messenger RNA from Dicrocoelium dendriticum, 882 nucleotides. NCBI's taxonomy places the organism in Eukaryota, Metazoa, Platyhelminthes, Trematoda, Plagiorchiida, Dicrocoeliidae. The record is from the annotation of a GenBank genome assembly.